ACUUGGUCACCGUCCCAGACACUGCCUGUGCAGGCCUUCAUGUCACAUCUGGGAGUUUUUCAGUCUUAUACACAGGGGAAUUCUCAACCACAACCUCUGUAUCUGGUAACUACAGAUGGACGCAGAAACAUUAGUUAGAAAAAUGUGAUUCUUGCGCAGGAAAGUUGGAGCACGGAAGAGUUCAGAUGUGGGCGGGUGUGUGUUUAAAAAAAAAAAAAAAGGGUGGAACCCCCACCACCAGCAGCCAAGUCUGCAGAAAAAAAUAAAUGAAGUCUGCCUAUCUGGGGCCGGAGCCCCUCCCCUAGGCCCGCGCGGAGGAGUGUGACCCAGGGGCCUCUUCCUCCCGCCGGUGAGGGUCAGGAGCAGGCCCGUGUGACCCUCGCAGAGAUCCGCCGGCCCCUCGGCCCCUGCUCGGCCGCGCCGGGCACCGUUGGCGAUGAGCAGCCCCAACCCAACGCCGCCAACCACCCACCAGGAGAGAGGAGGUAACAUGCAGGUUCCUGAUCUGCUUGAGAUCCUAGCCCUCUGGCCAGACCACUGAGCUUCAGAAAAACACACUCAGUAACUUGGAGAGUGCCACGGGCGGCCCUUCCCACAGGGGAGAGGAUGCACAGAUCUAUAGGAACCUCCAGUUGGGAGCCCUCCGGGAGGGGUUUCAAGAGACAGAAAGGAGACACUGACCCCACCAUGGACCAAAAGACACUGGAUAUCGCCAUCAUUGCAGGCGUGAUCGCCGCCGUGGCCUUCGUCCUGAUCGGCCUCCUCGUCCUCACGCUACACUACAUGUACCGGCAUAAGGGCACUUACCACACCAAUGAGGCCAAGGGCACGGAGUUUGCUGAGAGCGCGGAUAUGGCCCUGCAGGGCGACCCAGCCCUCCAGGAUGCCGGUGACAGCAGCAGAAAGGAGUACUUUAUCUGAGGGGCACCAGGCCUCAUCUCCCUCAGCGCCUCCGACCCCACAACUUCACUCUGCCACCUGCACCACCACGCAGACUGCAGGAGCACCCACCUGGGCCCAAGAUAUGUACCCGGCCUGGGGACACUAGAUGCCAGAGAGCUGGGGGGAAAGAGGAGGAAUCGAGCCAGAAGAGGCCUCUCCCAGGGACCCAGGGAUGCUGUGACCGCCCCGGAAGUCGGUUUUUGCUCUGCCAAAGGGAAAAAGUCUUGGUCCUCCUGGGCGGUGCAGUUUGUCAUCAGUGUGAUAUGACAGCCUAUGCUGGGUGUGAGUGGGGUGGGUGAGCCUGGGGGUGGGGCGAACAAGGAAGUGCGUUAUCAGUAUGCUAACUGGGGACAAUGACAUCAAAUAUCAAUCCUUAACAUUUGGGGGAACAGCAGGUGACGGAACUAAAGGUACUUUUGUCUCCCAUUGAUCCAGCUCUAAGUGAUUGGAAAUAAUGUAACUGAGUACUUAGCAUUACUAUAAUUGUCGAAGAAUAAACGCCGCCCAGGCCGGGCUUUUCA
This is a messenger RNA of Rhinolophus ferrumequinum (greater horseshoe bat), 1463 nucleotides long. It is a transcript of the gene GYPC, whose product is annotated as glycophorin C (Gerbich blood group). The transcript is spliced from 4 exons. NCBI's taxonomy places the organism in Eukaryota, Metazoa, Chordata, Mammalia, Chiroptera, Rhinolophidae. The record is from RefSeq and is a predicted model, not a curated record. Bases 607 to 921 code for a protein of 104 amino acids. Gene Ontology annotation, cellular component: cortical cytoskeleton; membrane.